GUACUGCAGCGACGGAGGGCUGCAUCGAAAAAAGAAAAAAUACUGCUCGUGCGUUGGCAAUUACCUCUAAUCCAAUUCUGCAGUAAAAACAUUUUUUCUUCCCUUAAAGCCAAAGUGAAGUCUGAUGCGAUGGGUAACUCUGAGCCCAGUUCCCUCUUCUCGACAUAAAAGGAUGCCUGUCCGAUGAUUGCCACCGUCAUUGUGGUUUAUCUCCUGUGGUGACUCCAGAUACAAGAGUUUUCUUCCCUGCUGCAUCUUGAGACACACUGAUCUCACCAUUCCUGCAAUUUCCAUCAGCGUUCGGCACCCCACUUGUCCCCCUUCCCUCUUUCUUCUGUUAGUAAGUAUCCUUGAAGAUCGACCAGUGGACCCACAAUGGAGGACACUUACAAUAACAGGACUUCCCUGGCUAAGGGGGCCAAGGACAUAGUCAAGGAGGCCAAGCGGCAUGCAACAAAGAAAGUCAGCAAGGUGGUGGACCGCGCCACAGACGAGUACUCAUCCCACCACAACUACAACCGAUUCCAGGAUGAGGAGGACGAAGAUGAGGAUUUCUACCGGAACCCCCCGAGGCCGGACGCAGAUGGCUACCACGAAAACGAGGAGGGCUCCAGCGAUGCGACAGAAGGCCACGACGAUGAAGAUGAGAUCUAUGAGGGAGAGUACCAGGGGAUCCCAUCGGCAGGAGAUAGGAAGCAAAGGGAGGGCCAAGUGGCACUCGGGCAACCGGCGUCAGACGCAAACAGGGACCGUAAGGGGCUGGAGCAGGAGAGGCAGGCCGACGAAGAGGAGCUGGCCCAACAGUACGAGCUGAUCAUCCAGGAGUGUGGUCACGGCAGAUUCCAGUGGCAGCUGUUCCUGGUGCUCGGGCUGGCCCUCAUGUCCGAUGGCGUGGAGGUGUUCGUGGUGGGCUUUGUGCUGCCCAGCGCAGAGACGGACAUGUGUGUGCCCAACUCCAGCUCGGGAUGGCUCGGCAGUGUCGUUUACUUGGGGAUGAUGGUCGGGGCGUUUUUCUGGGGAGGCAUGUCUGACAAAGUGGGCCGCAGACAGUGCCUCCUCAUUUGCAUGUCCACAAAUGGCUUCUUCGCCUUCCUGUCGUCUUUUGUCCAGGGAUACGGCGUCUUCCUCCUCUGCCGUCUCGUAGCAGGCUUUGGGAUAGGAGGUGCGGUGCCCAUUGUGUUCUCUUUCUUUUCAGAGGUGUUGUCUAGGGAGAAAAGAGGAGAACACCUCAGCUGGUUGUGUAUGUUCUGGAUGAUCGGAGAGAUCUAUGCAUCUGCUAUGGCUUGGGCCAUCAUACCACACUAUGGUUGGAGCUUCAGUAUGGGUUCAGCGUACCAGUUUCACAGCUGGAGGGUGUUUGUGGUGGUGUGUGCGCUGCCUUGUGUGGGUGCUGUGGUGGCCCUUACCUUCAUGCCUGAAAGUCCCCGGUUCUACCUUGAGGUGGGGAAGCACGACGAAGCAUGGAUGAUCCUCAAACAGAUCCACGACACCAACAUGAGAGCGCGUGGGCAGCCGGAGAAAGUCUUCACCGUAAACAGGAUCAAAAUACCCAAACAGCUGGAUGAACUGGUGGAAAUGGAUUCAGAGUCUGGGAACCGAGUUUCCAAGUUUUUCUUCCGGAUAAAGACAGAAAUUUACGGGAUCUAUCAGAAUGUCAUGAAGUGCUUCAACUACCCCAUGCGAGAAAAUAUGAUGCGACUAGCCAUAGUGUGGUUCACACUAUCCUUCGGGUAUUAUGGGCUGUCAGUCUGGUUUCCUGAUGUCAUCAAACACCUUCAGGCGGACGACUAUGCAUCCAAAGUGAAGGUACACACUAAUGAACGCAUUGAAGACUUCACCUUCAACUUCACCCUGGAGAACCAGAUACACAAAAAUGGCCUCUUCAUCAACGACCGAUUCAUCAGUAUGAAGCUGAGGUCCGUGACGUUCAUUGACUCUACCUUUCGCAACUGCUACUUUGAGGACGUCAAGUCGGUGGGCUCCUUCUUCCGUAACUGUACUUUUAUUGAUGCUUUCUUCUUUAACACAGACAUUGAUGAAUCUAAGUUGGUAGAUGGCACAGAGGUGGUCAACAGCACAUUCACCCACAACAAGAAAGGAUGCCAGAUGACAUUUGAUGACGACUACAGCGCCUACUGGGUAUACUUCAUCAACUUCCUGGGGACGCUGGCCGUUCUGCCCGGCAACAUUGUCUCCGCCCUUCUCAUGGACAAAAUUGGGCGUCUGUCCAUGUUAGGCGGCUCGAUGGUCCUCUCAGGCAUCAGCUGUUUCUUUUUGUGGUUUGGCACCAGCGAGUCCAUGAUGAUUUUUAUGUUGUGCCUUUACAACGGUCUGAGCAUCUCUGCCUGGAAUUCCCUUGAUGUGAUCACGACUGAGUCGUUCCCGACUUCCAGGAGAGGAACUGGCUUUGGGUUCUGCAACGCUCUGUGCAAACUGGCUGCAGUCUUGGGAAACCUGAUUUUUGGCUCUCUGGUUGGCAUCACGAAGGCCAUCCCCAUCCUCAUGGCCUCGUCUGUGCUCGUCGGGGGAGGACUGGUUGCACUCCGGUUGCCUGACACCAAGGCCAACGUCCUCAUGUAACACCGGCCUGCCCCUUCAUGAGUUGGGACGAAACCUUGAUUAAACCCGGGUGAAGCUGAGAGGAAUCCCAGGGAGCGUUGAGCAUGGAGUCCAAACGGCUUGGUUCACAUCUUACUCACAUUUGGCUAUUGUACCUUAGGUAAAGCUGGAUAGCAACUCACCUUUCUCACAGUGUGUUAUAAUUUGAACAUGCAGGACACGUCCAAAUAAUUAGAUACCUCGUUAUUCAAUAAUAUGCUCAGCCUUUUUGUGUGAAUGUACUGUCUUCAGAUCUCACGUUACAGAGCUGAAAGUUUGCACUGGUUUUGCUGCUGUAACUUUAGGGAAGUUUUGUUUUGAUUGCCCCUUCCAGCCGUAGCCAUAGGUCUGAGUGGAUCCCUGCUUAGUUAGAGCUCAAGGCUUUUAAUAUUGAUGUAGUCCUAUUACGGCUAGCCAGAUGGGGGGGAAAAAAUGGGAAAACAAGCUGUAAUGAGCACAGCCAACCUUCUGUGUGACAACGUAGGGAAUACGUGAUCAGACAGAGCGGACAUAUUACACAUCUGCAUGACAGCUGGCUUUCCCACCACACACGUACACAGGACACGUUGUAGACAUUAUGCAGGAAGGCAACUUGAAAAUCAACAAAAAAAGAAAAACCUCAACAGAUAUUGUUUAUGCGCAAAUACCAGAUUAAAAAAAUAAUAGAUUUGUACUCACAUCUACCUAGGCGUUUUUUAUUUUCUACUCCGGCACCCUACAGGACACAAUGCUGAAUUUUCCUCGACAUGACAUUUGCUCAGACAUUUUCAACCUUUUCAACAUAGAUAAUUCACGUAUGAAGCCAAGCCCUUUGCAUUACCAGACCAACAAUCUAAAGGCCAUUUUGAAUAAAUUGUAUUUUCUUGUACCAGUAGUUCUAUGGUAUGUUGAAUUUGAGGCUGCUGAAUAUUUUCUGCUUAUUGUUUCGGCGUUUGUGGUAGUUGGAAUGAUGACUUAUUCAUUUUAUCCAAAUGAUGUUCCUCCAAGUCUCCAUCCAUGUGUUGUAUUGUUGUGCAAAGGCUCUCUGAGCCGCUCUCCUUCUAAUUUAGUUUUGAGUUGUAUCUUCCGUGUAGCAGUAGCUUUGACAGUGACACGUCAUGCUAUUUCCUUUUAAAAUACUGAAUGGCCUUUUUUUUUAAAUGUGCCUCUCCAUAACUGGAGCAGUCUGUCCAUAGUCAUGUGAUGUCCAAAGGUCAUAAAACGCAGACAGAAACUGAAGGAGAUAAAUAGAUGAAAUAUUGAUGCCAUUUUUGUGAGUGGAGCAUAAAUGUGAGACGGAAUAUUCACAAGAUGGCAAAUUCGUUUUGUCAGACCUCCUGAUCUCUUUUGUCAGACAUCCCUAAUUAUUAUUCGUCUAAAUUGUCUAUUUGUGAAACAAAAAGAAAACUGGAAGAUGAAUUUGAGGUUUGUUCUUUAUUGUUUCACAAUAUUUUGAAAAAUUGUAAUUGUUUUUUCAUUGCUUUAGACAUUAUCUAAUGGAACACUUCAGUUGCUCAAAGUCUUGUUACUUUGUGCUCAUGGAUUGUGCUUUUUCUUUUACUUCCGGCCAGUCCUCCUGCUUUUCUCUGUAUUUGUGUAAUCUGUGAUCGCAGCGUGGACAAUUUACCCUUGUGUGCAGUUGGCUCUUUCAAGGCUACUUGUCAAAACAACAAACAGAAAAGCUUCCAAAAUGGUACUGUAUAUGUGCAUCCAUGCAGUUAAUCCGACUUGUUCUGAAAUUUAGUCAAAUCAGCUGGAAGAACAUUUUAAAUUGUGCAGCUAUUGCACAACAUGUAUGUUUUGACUGUGAGUGUUAAGUACAAAAAAUAAUAAUACAUAUUCUAAAUGCACUGAUAUAAAAAGUGAUGACUUUGCCCAGUGUCAAUCCAACGCUGCGUCUGCGAGGAUAUUAGAAGGAUUGACAUGCUUCUCAAGAAGUUGAAACCUCAAAAGCAGAUCUUUCUGUUGUGUCAUAUUGGAGAGACAUUUCAUUGGCAGUUAUGUUUGGAGGUAUUGCUUGUAUGUACUCUAUUAAUGUGGGUGUGGGUGUGUCUGCGUGUAUAUGUGUGUAUAAGAGACAGUACUGGAUGUGUGUGUGGGCCUGCGUAUGUCUGAGUGUAAAUAAUGUAAAUAUCAAAGCUGGUAUCGGUUGACGUCUGGUUAUAAGCUCAAUUAUCGACUCGUGUGUCCCCUGCGUUCUCAUUGCAAUAAGUCCAUCUACUGUGGCUUUGUUGUAUAUCCGUGUGUAUACCUGGUUUCAAGCCCCUACUCACCUGCUACUCUGUGUGUGUGUGUGAGUGUGUGUGCACAAACUUGCAUGUAUGUAAGACAACUUCUGUUAUUUUAUGGUCAACUUUGUGUUCUUACUGUAAAUUCAUCUGGCAGAAAAUAAUGGCAAUAUUGAGAUUUUUGUUGAAGAAAAAUGUGAAUGUAUCACUCUUGUAAGUUAUGUUAAUCCAUUUAUGGAGAUAAUCAAAUGUAUGUGGAGAAUAGAGUUGUGUAUAUUAUUGUGAAGGGCCUGCCAGUCGUAGGACGACUGAGUGUAUGUUCAGAGGUCCAUAAGUGUGAAAAUAUGUGAAGAGUUAUUUGCCAAAUGAUGCCCUGUGAAUAAUGUUAGAAACUGGAAAGGCAGGGGUUGCAUACUGUGCUGCUUUUGAACAUAUAUACAUUAAAAGCUAUGUUCUCUACCACA
Messenger RNA from Pungitius pungitius (ninespine stickleback), 5269 nucleotides. RefSeq names its product synaptic vesicle glycoprotein 2Ca (gene sv2ca). Gene Ontology annotation, molecular function: transmembrane transporter activity. Gene Ontology annotation, biological process: chemical synaptic transmission; transmembrane transport. Gene Ontology annotation, cellular component: synaptic vesicle membrane. The transcript is spliced from 13 exons. Lineage: Eukaryota; Metazoa; Chordata; Actinopteri; Perciformes; Gasterosteidae. The coding region runs from base 376 to 2580 and encodes 734 amino acids. The record is from RefSeq and is a predicted model, not a curated record.